AUGACAGAUUCUCCUGUGCAGCCGGACUUGGUGCCCGUUUGUCCAUGUGAAGUAUCUGUACGGGAUUGCCUUGACACGCUCGCAGAGUUGAACAAAGUUGAGAAUGCGAAUGAGUCGACUGCUCGGGAUAUUUGUCACCUUCAACUACUCGGUGCGAGGCUGCAUUGGUGGGCAGUGAGAUGGGACACACUGGGAGCCAAUCGGACCGCUUCGGUGGCUCCAGACGCCCAAAUCCAGUGCUCACUAGGCAUUAUUUCUGAUUUGGUGAAUUAUCUAACGCCAUCCUAUGAGGACAAGUACGAUGAGACCGGAGCUAUCAUGGAACGGCAGGAGAUGGCUUUGUCAGCUGAAGCAGUUCAAGAGCGUUUUACAAGACUCCGUCAUCAAAUAAGGGAAUUAGAGGGCUUUCUUCCAUCCGACUCUGCUCUGAAGGGUGCAGUCAUUUUCAACCACGCUCUAUCUGCUAGUUUCGAAAAACUCAUCGCGUUGAGUCGCCAAGAGGGCAUUGAUGACUUUACCAUGUCGCUUGCCCGCCUGAAGGUCGCCAGUCUAUGUCACGUCAGCGAGGUCGUGGACUAUUGGGGGGAAGCAUCGGGGAAACUCGAUGCUAAUCCCGAGUAUCUACGCGACAAUGAAAGUAGACGGUCUUACUUCGCCAAUUACAACAAAGGCUUGGUUCUUGUGAGCAGCAAAUAUGUCCCAAGUAGCCACAUCACUCAUGAGCGUACCCUCAAGAGGCUCUUCUGGCAGUUGAAAAUUUCGGAGGACAUCAAAGAACUACGAAUCCUCCCUUGUCUGGGGUAUUUCUAUAAAUACCAUCCAUCUUUGGUAUACGAUCAUAUUCGUCAUAAGCUCAUAUAUUCUAUCCAUGGGAAGGACGCUGUAUCACUGCGAGACAUGUUACGCUCGAAAAAUAUCAAUGAUUUCUGA
Aspergillus fumigatus Af293 is the source of this 930-nucleotide messenger RNA. RefSeq lists its product as uncharacterized. The transcript has a single exon. The record is from RefSeq and is a predicted model, not a curated record. Lineage: Eukaryota; Fungi; Ascomycota; Eurotiomycetes; Eurotiales; Aspergillaceae. Bases 1 to 930 code for a protein of 309 amino acids.